Messenger RNA from Folsomia candida, 3729 nucleotides. RefSeq names its product protein IWS1 homolog A. The coding region runs from base 506 to 3043 and encodes 845 amino acids. The transcript is spliced from 7 exons. The record is from RefSeq and is a predicted model, not a curated record. Lineage: Eukaryota; Metazoa; Arthropoda; Collembola; Entomobryomorpha; Isotomidae.
GACCCAAUAAAAAUAAUCCCAUCCUUUUCGCACGUCCCCCUUGUGUGCUCAUUACAACACAAAGACGAUCCAGUCAGCCAGCAGCCGAAAGGAAGAACAACAAAACAAAACGCAUUUCAUUCCAGCAGAGAGAAUUCCAGCAAUAAAUUUUUGUUAUUUCGUUCGUUCGUGUUCAUCCAUCCUAAACGACGACAUUGACGAAGGACGACUAUUUUAUUUUGCAACACGAAGAAUUGCAAAUUAUUGCUGAGGUGUUGAUACACGUGUAUCAUGCCCACUGGUGAUCAGUGAUCUCGGAGACGUGGACGUAUCAAAAAUCGUCAACAAAGACUAGUCGACCUCGACGUAAGUGAAGUAAUAAUAAGUGUUCAGUUGAAACAAGUGUGGUCUUUAUAUUUUGAAUUGCACGUCGACAAAAUAGUUUACGAAUUAAUCCGACUUCUUGAUUCGAUAAGUCCGGAAACUUCUCUCUUCUCUGUUAAACUGGAUUUCUCGGAAAUAUAAAAUGUCCACGACACCGCCGACCGGAGGAGGGGGUGGAGAAUCGGAGGAUAAUUCCUCCAGUGUGAAUAAUAUCAGCUCGCUCGUUGCUGAGCGUGGGACGGGGAGUGGAACGACGGGCGCGAUGGAGGAAGAAUUCGACGAGAGCAGUAUCGAGGCGUUAAACUGGAGCGAGGCUGAUGAAGAGGAACUGCAACUUCAACAGGUCACUAGAAAACGUCACGGGGCCAAGAAUAGGUCACCCGUGGUUAAAAAGGUCGUCCUCUGUGGGGAUGGGAGCAUUGAAGGGGAACUCGCCGCUGCCGCAGCUUCCCUGCUGGAUCAAUCCACCACCACGGACAUGUCAACUUCUUCGUCACCAACGGUACGCAUGUUGUCAUCCUCUCUCCUCCAAUCUAUCGCUUCCUCUUCUCCCGAAUCCGCCGUGGGGGCGAACAAGUCGAAAAAAGAGGUUAUCGAGUCCUGGGCGUCCGAAGUGAAUGAUGCCGCCGACCGUGGAGAAAUGGAGAUUGAAGCUGAAGAACAAGGUGACGACGAAGAUGAAGAUGACGACGACGAUAUAAAAAUGAUGGACGUCACCAUGAACGAGUCCACGGUCAACGUCACCCUCCGAAAGAGGAAGACGAAGAACAAGCCCAAAAUUAUUGACGACGAGGUCAUGACGGCCAGUAUGGCCGCUACAACGGAGUCAGGAUCGGGGGACCCUUUAUCUAAUGCGCCCGUUUUGGAUGACGGGCCAAUCUGGAACAAGGGCCCUAAACAGUAUCGAUUCACAGAAAAUCGACGCAUCAACCAGAAGCUUACCUUUUGCGUUCUGAUCGCUGUCGUGCUCGCCGUCGGUCUUGGUCUGGGCAAUCUCGUGGCGUACAACGAGUGCGAAACAGAGUACAAAUCACAACAAAAAUCCGCUGUAGUCGAUCCUCCUCUCGCACAAAAUGAUGACGUCAAGGUUAAGGACGAGGUCAAGGUCGAAGUCAAGGACGAGGUUAAGGAAGUCAUUCCAGAAGAGGUCAAACAUGUUAAACCCGACAUUGAAACGGACCGUGAACAGUACACCGCUCAGAUGCAAACGUUAUCAAAAAUCGUGCAAACUUUGGACUCGCUGCAGAGAAAGAUUGACAACUUUGAAAACCACACGCGCCGAAUGGGUGGCGUCGUCGUUAUGAAGGAUAAUAAUGACCACCAGGAAGAUGACGACCAAGCAUUUGCGCCCCCUCCCCCAACGAGACUGCCAUUACGAAAAAAUUUUGACGACGAGGAAGAGGGCGGGCAUCUUGUCGAUGAGGUGAUGCACCCUUUUCCGAGUGAGGAGGAGGAGGAGGAAGCCAAGAAGUGGGAGGAGGCUGAGGAGGAAGAUUUCGUACUCGAUUUGAUUGACGGGAUUGAAGAAACGGUCGACUAUUUGACACGACAGGAUGAACUUAAACAUCUCGAAAGGUUGGAGAAACGCAUGAGAAGGGAGGACAUCCAUCCGUCAGAGUUGUUUACGGACAAACGAGAAAAAUCGCCUGAAGAAUUAGACUCCAUCCGAACUAUUGAAGCCAGUCUCACCGUCUUCAAAACAGCCCACGAAGCCUUCAUCCAUCGCGAACGGGACGAACUUCGGGAACAAAAAAUCCUCGGUUUGGCAGAAGAACGUCGCCCCGAAGAUUACUCAGAAGCCGAGAAAACUGCCCUCAAAUCCAAGUAUGACACUUUCAUGGAAGAAUAUCCCUUCAAAGCGGAAAUCGACGUGGAAAAAGAACGGCUCAAGUUCCUCCCAAAAAAUAGCGACAAUCAUGGCGACAGAUUAGAUGACGAUAUUGACUCCUUCUUCAAACAGUACAACACACAGAGUGACGAUGAAGGUGACGACGAUACUUUGCUCGAUUUUCAGAGCUGGAUGGCACCCACGGAAGAACAAGAAACUGACGAGGUCAAAGUUCCUGAAGAAGUAGUCACCCCAGAUGAAAAAGUUGACCUCAAUAUUACUCCCGCCCCUCCAAAAGAACCCGAACCAGAACUCAAGAAGGUAGCGAAAAAGGGUAAAAAAUCCAAAAAAUCGUCCCGACGUGACUCUGAAUCUUCCGAAUUUGGAUCUGGAAACGGAAAUCGUCGCCACAAGAAAAAACGAGCCAGCGGAGAAUCCAAGGACAAGAAAAGUGACGAGAACAAGGACAAGAAAAAGCGCAGGUCAAGGUCAAAGUCACCUCCACCACCCCACAACAACAAUAAUAAUAAACGGACCGGCUACAACGUCAACUUUGACCUCGACUCGGACGACGAUGAUGACCACAAGAGGAGAAAGUACAAUCACCACAAAUCCUCCUCCGGAGAAGAAAAUGGAGGAAAUUUAUACCACGACACCGCCCAGCAGAAGAAGGAGGACGAUGUCAACUGGCUUCUCGAGCGGACCAAGGUGCGUGCCGAGAUGAGGGACGACGAGGUCAACAAAGGUCACCUGAAUAAUAAAAAGGCCAAGAAUAAUUGGCAACUGGAACGGGAUAGAGUUCGACGCAGCGUGCGCAGCAAGAAUGAGAAGAUCAAGAGCUUCAAUUAUUAAUUUUUUUCAAAUUCCUCAGAAAUUUUAAGAAAAAAAAACGCUUCUAAAAACAAAAUCGACGCGUUUUUUUGUAUGAAAUAAUUUUGAUCUUCAUUAAUCUCCUUCCAGUUACCACGAAAUAAGAAAAUGCUGCCCUGCCAUCGGACGAAAGAUUAAAAAGGAGUCCAUUUUGAUUCUCUGUGUGACCUAAUUAUCGUAACUUGAGAGUAUUUACCGCAUAAUAAGUAGUAACACGAAAUAUGUACGUAGUGUGACGAAAAAUUAUAAAUAAUUAACUAAUUAAUUGACGAGACGAUAGUUAAAUAUUAAAUAUUAUUAAUAAAUACGUGUGUAAUGUGAUAUCUAUAUAUUCCUGAAAAAAGUGAAUAAUUUAUCCAAAAUUUGUCACCAUUCGGUCAAAAUUCGAUCCAGAAUGUAGUGCUUUUCUUCGUUUUAAUAUUUCCGAGUGCAAUUUCAAACUAUUUUCCGUCUAAAAUCUCGAUUUUCGAGUUAUAUGUAAAUUACAUUGUCUUCUUUUUAAAUCACGAAUAAUAUGCAAAUUAAAAAUUUCCAAAAGAAAUGUACACCCAAAAUUGUAAUGAAACUUUCAACAUUCUAUAAUUCUUUUUGUCGAGAUAUUAAAUGUAUUUCGUCCCAUUUUUUGGUAACAAACAACAAACAACAAGAAUGAUCUUAAUAAUGAUUAA